Messenger RNA from Besnoitia besnoiti, 1644 nucleotides. RefSeq names its product putative T-complex protein 1 subunit alpha. The record is from RefSeq and is a predicted model, not a curated record. Gene Ontology annotation, cellular component: chaperonin-containing T-complex. NCBI's taxonomy places the organism in Eukaryota, Apicomplexa, Conoidasida, Eucoccidiorida, Sarcocystidae. Gene Ontology annotation, molecular function: ATP-dependent protein folding chaperone; ATP binding; ATP hydrolysis activity. Gene Ontology annotation, biological process: protein folding. The transcript is spliced from 9 exons. The coding region runs from base 1 to 1644 and encodes 547 amino acids.
AUGUCGCUUGCAAUCUUCGGCGACCGCCAAAGUGGUCAGGACGUCCGCACUGCCAAUGCGGCAGCUGUCCAGUCGAUCGCCAACAUUCUGCGGUCGUCGCUCGGUCCCCAGGGCCUGGACAAGAUGCUGGUAGACGACAUCGGCGACAUGACGAUCACGAACGACGGCGCAACGAUUCUGAAGCAACUCGAGGUCCAGCAUCCUGCAGCCAAGGUCCUCGUCGAGCUCUCAGACCUGCAGGACAAGGAGGUUGGGGACGGAACCACCUCCGUCGUUCUCCUCGCCGCCGAGUUUCUGCGUGUGGGAAAUCAGCUGGUUAGGGAGGGCGUCCAUCCCACCGCCGUCAUUGCUGGCUUCAAGCUCGCUAUGAAGGAGAGCGUGAAGUACAUCCAGGAGCACCUGACCACUCGCAUCGACGCAAACAACAAGGAAGUCCUCCUCAACGUCGCGACGACGACAAUCAGCUCCAAGCUUAUAGGCGCGGAGACAUUCCACUUCGCCGACCUCGUUGUGCGCGCCAUUCUCUCCGUCAAGAUGAUCACAGAGCGCGGCGACAUCAAGUACCCCGUUAGCUCCAUCAACAUCAUCAAGACCCACGGGAAGUCCAUGCGCGAGUCCACGCUGGUUGAAGGCUACGCGCUGAAGGCCGGUCGCGCCGCUCAAGGCAUGCCACAGUGCGUGAAGAACGCAAAGAUCGCGCUUCUGGAUUUCAACCUGCGCCAGCACCGCAUGCAACUCGGCGUGCAGAUCCAAGUAGACAACCCCGAGGAGCUCGAAAAGAUUCGCCAGAAGGAGAAAGACAUCACGGCGGCGAAGAUACAGAAGAUCCUCGCCUCCGGAGCGAACGUCAUCCUGACGACGCAGGGCAUCGAUGACAUGGCCAUGAAGUACUUCGUGGAGGCGGGCGCGCUCGCCGUGCGUCGCGUCGACAGAAAGGAUCUGCGACGCAUCGCCAAAAUCACAGAAGGCAGCAUUGUGCUGACGAUGGCGACUCUGGACGGAGACGAGAAGUUCGACCCCGCGACCCUCGGCACGUGCGAAGAAGUCUACGAGGAGCGCAUCGGCGACUGGGAUCAUUUGCUCUUCAAAGGCUGCAAAGGCGGGAAGGCAGCAACCGUCAUUCUGCGGGGCGCGAACGAGUAUAUGCUUGACGAAGUCGACCGGUCUGUCCAUGACGCGCUGUGCGCGGUGUCGCGGGCGCUGGAGAACACGAAUGUCUGCCCCGGGGGAGGCGCCGUGGAGACUUCGCUUUCGGUCUACUUGGAAAACUUUGCGCGGACGCUGGGGUCGCGGGAGCAACUAGCCAUUGCCGCCUUCGCGGAGUCGCUGUUGAUCAUUCCGAAGACGCUCGCGGUAAACGCGGCGCUGGACGCGACGGAACUCGUCGCCCGCUUGCGCGCCGUCCACGCGAAGGCCCAGGGCCAGUUGCUCGGGGCGGAGGGGAACGGCGACGAGGAGCUCAAGUGGUACGGUCUCGACCUCGUGACGGGCAAGACGCGCAACAACAUGGCGGCGGGCGUCAUCGAGGCGACUGUGAGCAAAACGAAGGCGCUUCGCUUUGCGACGGAGGCCGCGGUCACGAUUCUCCGCAUCGACGACCUCAUUAAAAUCGCCCCGGAGCCCGAGCGGGAACGCGACGACUAG